Diplodia corticola is the source of this 1608-nucleotide messenger RNA. Its product is annotated as serine threonine protein kinase. Gene Ontology annotation, molecular function: protein kinase activity; ATP binding. Gene Ontology annotation, biological process: protein phosphorylation. The coding region runs from base 1 to 1608 and encodes 535 amino acids. NCBI's taxonomy places the organism in Eukaryota, Fungi, Ascomycota, Dothideomycetes, Botryosphaeriales, Botryosphaeriaceae. The transcript is spliced from 2 exons. The record is from RefSeq and is a predicted model, not a curated record.
AUGGAAAUCCUAACAGCAAACCGUGAGGAACAUCCCCACUAUGCACUUGGGCCAUCUCCUGAGGCUUUGCAAGGCUAUCCCAAUGGGUCCUCGAUGGAAGGGCCGACCUUGUCACAGGAGAUGUGGCGGGAUGGCGACUCUGCAUGCGAUACCCUCGCGCCUUUGUCAAAUGACUUUUGGGACAUCGAGGAGGACAGACUGUCAAACCAAGGAAGAAACCGUCGCGAAACCAUACACACCAGUCCUGAAAGCAGACAUCGUCGAUUCAGCGAUCAGAUCAGUUUCAAAACAGCCCGAUCGUCCAUCAGUGCCGUCAGGGGCAGCGCCAUGUUGAGUCUCAGGAGCAGCAUGGCAUUGAGCUUCAAAACCGCCCAGUCGAACCCUUCCAAGCUAUCCGUCGCCGCCAGAACUGCCAUAGCGAUGCCCGCCAGAAAGGAAAGCUUUUGGAUCCAGAUCUUGAAGCGUAGGAAUCUCUUGCCCUCCUAUGCUUUGGAGCAGAAUUGGUCCGGAAAGGGCCAACAUGUGGAGUUUGCAAGUCUGAAAGAGCUUCCUCUCGAGCCCGAAGGCAGAGAGCUGAGCGCCAUGGUUGACGUCGUAACAUGUAGACGUAUUCGUCUCGCACGCAAGAAAAUCUUCCUUCGCAACAAACUCAGCCGCGAGGAGGCUGCUGACGAAGUCUCGCAUCUGCAACGUCUCAACCAUUCUCACAUCAUUCGCGUCAUCGGCACAUACGUGCUUCCCAUGGCACAAAGCGUGAAUGUCUUGCUCUACCCGGUCACCGAAUACAAUCUCGAAAACUUCUUGGAUGAGAUAUGGGGCAAAGAAGUAGAAUCAGGUAUCACUUGGACUGCCGCACACCUUUUCUCAAAAGCGGCUCCUCUAUCUCAAUUCCAGCUUGAAGCACUCGACAGCCUCUCAAGUUUCUUCAGGUGUUUGAGCAAUACCAUCGGCCACCUGCACGGAAACAAGAGCUACGUAAUCAAACACAUGGACAUCAAACCCUCGAACAUACUCGUACGAGACAUGCGCACAAGUAGCAUUAAACACUCGACCCGGUUCAAAGUCUAUCUGUCCGACUUCGGGAUCGCACGCUCGUAUGAUUCAGCUCAGGAUGCCGACACAUCUUCACGAACCUCAUUCUCGAGGAUCUGGGCCGCGCCCGAGGUCAUCGAAAACCACUUCAUAAACGAAAAUGUGCCACGCGGAUUGCCCGCCGACAUUUUCUCCCUUGGAUGCGUAUUCGCUGAGAUGAUAUGCGCACUAGCGGGAUCAUACCACUGGCAAGAACUGCACAAGACCCGCCAGCGCAGCAGGGAAGACAGCUCCUUCCAGGCAAACCUUACAGAAGUCACUGGCCUCCUGGAGAUGCUUGAGGAUUUGCAGCGCUUUCAGAACCAGUACAUGGUUUCGGCAGAAGACUUUUUCUUCGUCUUUCCUAUUGGGCUUUGCGUCAAGAUGCUUAGCUGGGAACCAAACAAUCGCCCGUCUGCAGCGGAGAUAGUUGAUGAUGUGAAUCAGACACUUUUCUGGGAUUCCGGGCUGCCAGAAGACUCAUGCUGCACUUGCGAGGCGGAUGCCUUAGAGCCGACUAUACGGAGAGACUUGUAA